Drosophila melanogaster (fruit fly) is the source of this 401-nucleotide messenger RNA. RefSeq lists its product as uncharacterized. NCBI's taxonomy places the organism in Eukaryota, Metazoa, Arthropoda, Insecta, Diptera, Drosophilidae. The transcript is spliced from 2 exons. Gene Ontology annotation, molecular function: serine-type endopeptidase inhibitor activity. Bases 51 to 272 code for a protein of 73 amino acids. The record is from RefSeq and is marked reviewed.
AGUUUUACCUCAGUUUUUUAACGUUGAUUCAAAACAUACACACAUCGAGGAUGAAAGUAUAUAUUUUGAUCUGGACAAUAUUAGCUCUAACGGCGGAUAUAAAUGGCUUGGUUUGUAAUCUUGAACCUUUUGUCCAAGGAUCAUGCCUGGAAUUGACAGACCUCUAUUCCUAUGUUGAAUAUAAAAACGAUUGUGUAUACUGGCAGGGAUGCCUUCUGAAUGGAAAUCAUUUUAGCAAAAAAGAGGAGUGCGAAGACAUGUGCAAGCAAUAACUAACUAGUUAACUAUUUUAAGAUUUGAGUAUUUUUUCAAUCUUGUAGAGCCCUCGUUUUUUGCAAACACAUUUUAAGUAUGUUAUAUCCAGAACUAAUUCUAUUAGUUGUCGAUACUACUAAAUGCAU